Molecule: messenger RNA, 3390 nt
Organism: Homo sapiens (human)
Lineage: Eukaryota; Metazoa; Chordata; Mammalia; Primates; Hominidae
Gene: TPTEP2-CSNK1E
Product: TPTEP2-CSNK1E readthrough
Exons: 15
Coding region: 860-2110 (416 amino acids)
Source: RefSeq, marked validated
GAGCGGCGGGCCGAGGGAGGGCGCAGCAGCUGCUCCCUGAACACUUUCUGACCCAACAGUCCCCCAGCGCCGGACGCGCCGCGCCCUGGCGGCUCUAGGGACCCCCCCCGCGCCUGCACUUAGCCCCGCGCCCGAGGUGAGCCCGGCCCCUAAAUCCUCCGGGCGGGGGUGGGGGUGCGGGACGCUCCUUUUUUGUUGGGGGUCUUGGAGGCGCGAAGGCACUAGGCGCCUCGGCAGAUGGCUGCACCCCUCGCUUGCGGCUCCCCGUGUCUUUUGGGGGGCCGGGUGCGGGCGCGGAAUCCGGGAGGUGUCCGCACAAAAGGCCGAGAAAACUGCGCGAGGCCUCCCUCCCUCCGCCCUCCCCGCCCCCUCCCCUCCGCGCCCGCUCCUCCUCUUUCAAACCCGGCCGGCCCGAGUGGAGUCAGCUCAGUCCCGGCAGCCGCCGCGCGAGGAAAUGGCCGAGGGGCCGGAGCCACAGUCCACAGACAAACGAAUUUAAAGGAGCAACCGAGGAGGCACCUGCGAAAGAAAGCCCACACACAGGUGAAUUUAAAGGAGCAGCCCUGGUGUCACCUAUCAGUAAAAGACUAUUUGGAGUUUUCCUCGUCUUACUGGAUGUCACUCUCGUCCUUGCCGACCUAAUUUUCACUGACAGCAAACUUUAUAUUCCUUUGGAGUAUCGUUCUAUUUCUCUAGCUAUUGCCUUAUUUUUUCUCAUGGAUGUUCUUCUUCGAGUAUUUGUAGAAGGGUGUUGGAGCGGGCCGGAGAGAAGUAGAGUGGGCUGCGAGGAGAAGGAAACAGGCCUUUCGGAGGCUCCUCAUCCCUCGGAGGUCAUCCCUUACUCCAGCAAGAGUGAGCCAUGGAGCUACGUGUGGGGAACAAGUACCGCCUGGGACGGAAGAUCGGGAGCGGGUCCUUCGGAGAUAUCUACCUGGGUGCCAACAUCGCCUCUGGUGAGGAAGUCGCCAUCAAGCUGGAGUGUGUGAAGACAAAGCACCCCCAGCUGCACAUCGAGAGCAAGUUCUACAAGAUGAUGCAGGGUGGCGUGGGGAUCCCGUCCAUCAAGUGGUGCGGAGCUGAGGGCGACUACAACGUGAUGGUCAUGGAGCUGCUGGGGCCUAGCCUCGAGGACCUGUUCAACUUCUGUUCCCGCAAAUUCAGCCUCAAGACGGUGCUGCUCUUGGCCGACCAGAUGAUCAGCCGCAUCGAGUAUAUCCACUCCAAGAACUUCAUCCACCGGGACGUCAAGCCCGACAACUUCCUCAUGGGGCUGGGGAAGAAGGGCAACCUGGUCUACAUCAUCGACUUCGGCCUGGCCAAGAAGUACCGGGACGCCCGCACCCACCAGCACAUUCCCUACCGGGAAAACAAGAACCUGACCGGCACGGCCCGCUACGCUUCCAUCAACACGCACCUGGGCAUUGAGCAAAGCCGUCGAGAUGACCUGGAGAGCCUGGGCUACGUGCUCAUGUACUUCAACCUGGGCUCCCUGCCCUGGCAGGGGCUCAAAGCAGCCACCAAGCGCCAGAAGUAUGAACGGAUCAGCGAGAAGAAGAUGUCAACGCCCAUCGAGGUCCUCUGCAAAGGCUAUCCCUCCGAAUUCUCAACAUACCUCAACUUCUGCCGCUCCCUGCGGUUUGACGACAAGCCCGACUACUCUUACCUACGUCAGCUCUUCCGCAACCUCUUCCACCGGCAGGGCUUCUCCUAUGACUACGUCUUUGACUGGAACAUGCUGAAAUUCGGUGCAGCCCGGAAUCCCGAGGAUGUGGACCGGGAGCGGCGAGAACACGAACGCGAGGAGAGGAUGGGGCAGCUACGGGGGUCCGCGACCCGAGCCCUGCCCCCUGGCCCACCCACGGGGGCCACUGCCAACCGGCUCCGCAGUGCCGCCGAGCCCGUGGCUUCCACGCCAGCCUCCCGCAUCCAGCCGGCUGGCAAUACUUCUCCCAGAGCGAUCUCGCGGGUCGACCGGGAGAGGAAGGUGAGUAUGAGGCUGCACAGGGGUGCGCCCGCCAACGUCUCCUCCUCAGACCUCACUGGGCGGCAAGAGGUCUCCCGGAUCCCAGCCUCACAGACAAGUGUGCCAUUUGACCAUCUCGGGAAGUGAGGAGAGCCCCCAUUGGACCAGUGUUUGCUUAGUGUCUUCACUGUAUUUUCUUUAAAAAAAAAAAAAAAAAAAAAAAGGCAAAAAUAAACCACUCAAAAGAACAACAAAAAAACCCAGCACAAAACCGACGAUGGAGUUUGUUUCUUUGAUUUCUUUGCCAAUGGCAAGAAGAUGAGAUGCCCUCAGCACUGAGGAUUCUUGCCCCCUUGUGGUGCCCGCUGCCCCCAACCUUCAGGCUGCCAGAUGCUCCCCUGACAACACCAGGCUACAGGAGCCAGACGCCAGGGCCUGCCCGGCCUCCUGUUCCUGCCCCCACCCACCACCUGCCUGGAGAGGAACGGGUCGGGUCCGUGUCGGAGAAGUGACAGGUCCCAGAGCCAAAGCCGGCCCUCAAGCAUCAUCAGGGAGUGGUGUAGUCAGUUGAAGGCAGUUCCCACCGAGUUUUCCGAGCCUCAGAAUCCAGGAGAUACGCACAGCCCCACCCACUCUGAGAUGACAGUGGCUGACUUCCCGUGCUGGGCUUUUCCAUUGUCCCCCUGGCCUCCAGGCUCCUCCUCUGCCUCUCCAUGGAGUGGGUGGGGAGGUGGUGGGGGCCGGCGUCCCCUGCGUGUGUGUGUGUGUGUGUGUGUGUGGAUGUAUUGACCUGUGUUUCCCAAGACAGCAGGUGCCACGGCCCGCCCCGCCUGCCAGCCCGAAUUCCCGUUCUCCUGUGUCUACUAACAAGGACAUGGGGGUGGGCGGUGACCUCCGCAUCCCUCAGAGCUCAGAGGGUCCUCGCUGCCACCGGUCCCCCCCUAGCCCGUCAUCAGCCGGUGGCAGCUCCAUCUUCCAUUCCUGGUUUUAGGGCAGAAUCCAUGGAGACUGCUUCCAGAAGGCAUCUGGCUCUGAGUUAUAAAUUACUUCCCUGGUCCUGACAGUCACCUGGGGUCCCCCCUCUCCCUGGUUCCACCUUUCUGAGGAGGAGCCUGGAGUCAGGGCUGGGUUUUGGAUUAACCCAUCCUUCCUAGUUAACACCUUUUUGUUUUUAUUUUAUUUUAUUUUUGUUUGUUUUCUCCGUGUGUGUGUUUUCCUAAUUUAUUUACCUCUGUUUCCCCUUUUUCCUUUUUUUUUUUAAUUAAAGAGCAAAGCUUUUUAUUACUUUGUAAUUUAAAAAACUGAAAAAAAAAAAACUGAAGAACUUUGGGGGGAAUUUUGUACUUUUUUCCUGUGUAAAUAUUGGACUUUUUUGAGCUUUAUCGUGGUUGUUAAUUUGAAGUAAUAAAGUAGAAAAGAUAAAGUGA